UACUGUUAUUAUUUUUUCAUUAAUAGUUAUCUAUUAUUCUCACCGUUAACAUUGAUUUCUGGUUUUGCAUUUCAAAUGGAGGAAACCGGUGAAGCACAGGUUCAAAGUUCGAUACCAGAGAAGCAGAAUGACAGACCAAAGAGAAAGGCAAACAUGAAGAGGAAGUUCACCAUUGAUGAUGAGACAUCCCCCGAGAGAAAUAACAAAUCAAGGCCUGGACUGAGAAGAGGGAGCUCCUUCACCUUCCUCACCCCUGGACCUCAAUGGGACUUUAGUCUGAAGCGGAAGUGCGGAGAGAAGGAUGAGUCUGAUGCAGUCAGCCUGUGCAGCUUUGACUUCAAGGUAAAACACACAAUGAAUCGGCCCAUAACACUGAUCUGA
Salvelinus namaycush (lake trout) is the source of this 381-nucleotide messenger RNA. Its product is annotated as neuroepithelial cell-transforming gene 1 protein-like. NCBI's taxonomy places the organism in Eukaryota, Metazoa, Chordata, Actinopteri, Salmoniformes, Salmonidae. The record is from RefSeq and is a predicted model, not a curated record. Bases 76 to 381 code for a protein of 101 amino acids. The transcript is spliced from 3 exons.